This is a messenger RNA of Suillus bovinus, 1238 nucleotides long. RefSeq lists its product as uncharacterized. The coding region runs from base 42 to 935 and encodes 297 amino acids. Lineage: Eukaryota; Fungi; Basidiomycota; Agaricomycetes; Boletales; Suillaceae. The record is from RefSeq and is a predicted model, not a curated record. The transcript is spliced from 14 exons.
GUCGUUAGAUCGGUCUUACCGCUGUGACUAUUUCGACUACUAUGUCUUUAUUCCUCCAAUUUAUGGAAGACCUUGGGGUGCGGGAGUCAUUCUCCACAGCUGGUCAUACGUUACUACUCUAUGACUAUUUCCUGACUUUUGGAGAAGAAGUCGAUUACAUCUGGGACUCUCCCUGGACGGUUGUGAAAAUCACGUUUCUUCUAAGCCGGUACGGAAACCUUAUUGGACAGACUACCAUCCGGCUGGAAGAGGCUGGUCUUCUCGCACAUCAUUCUCAAAACUUCUGUCGAGACUUCGCGAUUUUUACCUCUUGCUUUAUGUUUGUAUCCAUCGAGUCGAUGCACAUCCUUGUGCUCCUGCGCACAUGGGUCAUCUGGGGAACUCAAAAGCGUGUGGCGAAAAUCCUCACCUGGAGCUACGCGGGCUACGUCGUUGUAAUGUUGUCUAGCUCAGUGUACGGAUUAUACGCCGGUGAUAUUCAGUUUCAGUUUCUCGACGUGAUUCAAGUUUGCGUAGCGACAGCGCCUAAAUAUGUGUGGUCAAUUUAUGCUGCAAGCUUUAUUUUUGAUACAGUACUCUUCGUCUUGACGAUGCGAAGUCUUCGGAUAUACUCUAGGGAAUUUCAGCAACUCUACCCAUCUAGUCUCCUCCGUGUACUCUUUCGAGACGCGACUUUAUUUUUUAUCGCUAGUGUGUUCAGUAACACAUUGACCGUCAUCUCUUGGACUGCAUUCAGGACUGAUCCAAAAUAUUUCCUUGCUAAAGGUUUUGCGACUCCGGUACUUUCAGUAGCUGGUCAGCGCCUAGUCCUGAACCUUCGAGGUCUUCAAACACGUUCCUACGCAACUCGCGAUCUCAGCCGUGAAGUGGACCGGCAACUUCGAGCAUUUGCUGAUGUGGGCUCUCCAGGCCUAGAUGAUGUAAAAGAGUCGUGAAGGUGUGUGGGAGUAGGUUAGUAUCGGAGAUAUGGUUUCAAGGUUUAUCUUGGUUAACUCGGUCACCAUCUGUUAUAGGGUGUUGUUCUGUACCGAGACAUCAGGGAAUCGAUUGAACAUGGACGACUUCGUGCUUACCUUUAUUCUGGGAUUUCCUAGCGUUUCCUAUGCCCCUUUUAAAAUUUUGUAUGUAUUUGACUGCAUACCUCAAUCUCAGUGACCAUCUCCGACUGACUGUAACUAGUGAUAGACUAACGAGUAGCUAACCUGCCCUGUAAUAAAUUGUGCUAUCGUCUGAUGUGA